Molecule: messenger RNA, 1336 nt
Organism: Camponotus floridanus (Florida carpenter ant)
Lineage: Eukaryota; Metazoa; Arthropoda; Insecta; Hymenoptera; Formicidae
Product: lysosomal aspartic protease
Exons: 8
Coding region: 124-1257 (377 amino acids)
Biological process (GO): proteolysis
Molecular function (GO): aspartic-type endopeptidase activity
Source: RefSeq, a predicted model, not a curated record
AGUGUUAGUAACAAGCGACAACACUUUAUUUUUCUGUGUAUCUGGUCAUAAAGUGUCGAAAGAAACUCGUCAUUCAAAUUUUCACGAAUCGAGACUUCAGUAAUAAGUAUUUUUGUAAAUAAAAUGGAAAAUAUGUUUCGCCUUUUUGUGGUAGUGGUGGCGCUCUUUAUAAUAUCCGACGCUAAAUUGCACAGGAUUUCAUUGCACAAGACACUUUACUCCAUUCGAAAAGCUUGGGAGAGGAACGACAACUACUUAAAGAACCUUUUAUUAUCACAUGAUUAUGUCGACUCAUCGUGUUUAUCCGAUUAUCUCUAUGCUGAAUACUAUGGCAAUAUUACCAUUGGAACUCCACCGAAAAAGUUUAAUGUAAUAUUUGACACUAUUACCUCAGAUUUUUGGAUACCAUCGCGAAAGUGCGACGUUGAAUUUUGUUAUUUCCGUAAUGGAUACGAUAGUAGAAAUUCCAGUACAUAUAUUGUCAAUAGUACUUCGGUUUAUAGAGAAUACCCAAUUCUAAGUAUACAUGGAUUUCUAUCUACUGAUAGAGUGAAUAUUGCCGGCCUUAAUGUUGACAAUCAAACAUUUAUAGAAGUGACUGAUAUGUCAAACCGAGACCUAUUUCAAACGGCACUAUUUGAUGGUGUCUUGGGCCUGAGGUUCAAUACAUCCGUUUUCCACAACAUAGUUAACCAAGGGCUAGUCUCAUCACCCAUUUUCAGUUAUUAUCUAAAUAGAGACUCAUUCGAUCCAUUAAAUAGUGGUGAAUUAAUAUUGGGUGGUUCCAAUCCUACUCAUUACAAAGGCGAGUUUACAUAUGUUCCUGUUACUCACAAAGGAAAAUGGCAAUUUACCAUAGAUAAGAUUCAAAUAAAUAGAAACAAUUUGUGCACCAAUAGUUGCCAAGCCAUCGUUGGCACUGGUUCUGGUGUAACAAUAGGUCCAAUAUCAGAUAUCGAAAAAAUUAAUGAACUUAUUAUAACUACCAAUGUUAAUGGAGAGGAAAGAGUGGAAUGUUAUCGAAUUUUUGAGUUACCUACAAUCCGUUUUAUUUUGGGUGGUAAGGCAUUCGAUCUUACCGCUAAUGAUUACAUCGUUCGGUAUUUAGAUCACAAGAAAAAUACAAUAUGCGCAAGCGGAUUUUUGGGACGUAAUUUGAGAACACUCGAUUGGAUUCUUGGCGAUGCAUUUAUCGGCAAAUAUUAUACCGAGUUUGAUAUGGAGAAUAACCGAAUGGGAUUUGCUUUGACAAAAUAAAUAUUUAUUACUUUCUCUAGCACUUGUUUAAAAUAUACAUAUUAAAAAUGUACAUAACGUGCAAUUAUGUAUAUUUAGU